AUGUCAUGGCGCGCAGCCGCGCCAUGGCGGUCGGGCGAGGCGCGGGAACACCAGGACUUCGCGGCCGCGGUGGUGCGCGCGGCGUUGCAGGGCGCCGUGCAGGCCGCGGGUGGCCCGAGCCGCAGCAGCAGGCGGCUGGCGGGCAUCCCCGCAAAGGCGCGGCUGUUGCAAGUUCGUGACGGUGGGCACGAGGUGGACGCGCUGAAUGGCGGCAAGUGUUUCACGAUUGGCGACAGCACGGAACCAGAGACCAUGAGCAGCCCGCGGGAUGAGCUGUUCUACUGGCACGACGGCGAGUACGAGAUGGAGUUCCAGCACGACGAGGUCAAGCACCUGGCGGACAUGCUGCCGUUCCCGCAGUUGCGGGUGGAGACGGCCUGUCAGUCGGCGGCGCAGGAGGAGAAGGUGUGGGAGGCGCCCUUUAGGGAGAACGGGUGCUGCUACAUGCGGGAGCAGCAGACUGAGGCGGCCAGGCGUCUGUGCACGGACACGGUCAUCGGCGUGGUCGGGCUGCAGACGGAGGUUGGCGGUCCCAUGACGGCGGUGGUGGAGGAGAAGGGGAGCGCGGUCGGGCCGCAGGCGGUGGUUGGCUGUCCACAGAUGGCGGCGAAGGAGAAGGAGAGCGCGAGGGACGCGGCGACCCGCGAGAUGGUCUUGGCGAGCCUCCACGAAAUUCUUGGACUGGUAAACAGCUGCGAGAUGGAGGACAACGGCCCAGCCGUCGGCUCGGGCGACGCGGACGGCAACGGCACGAUCGACCUGGAGAGGAAGCUCACCGACGAGGAAGUCGCCGAGAUGAUCCGCUUGGCCGUCGGCGAGAUCGAGGACGUGUCGGACGUGCUCGGCGCAUACACCUCGUUCGGGCACGCGCUGGACGAGAAGCUCCUGAUGGCCCUGGGCCUGCGGGCGAGCCAGGUGAUGUCGGAGAUGGACCCGCAGGGCGUCGUCGGCCUGCUCUCCGCCCACGCCGCCGCCAAGCAGCGGCCGGGCAAGGCGCUCCUGGGGGCGCUGCAGAGCAGGGUGUCCGAGGUCGCGGACGUCAUGAGCGGCAAGGACCGACGUGGCAAGGGCCGUGAGCGCGUACCUGCAGCUCGGCGUGCAGCCCGGGCCGGACCUGCCCGUAGAGCCGAUGUUCAGGCGCGGCAAGGAGGUCACCAACGAGAUGGACGCACAGGACGUGGCGACCAUGUUCCGGGGCUACACGGCCUGGUUGGAGCCAGCUGGAGAGGACGCCGGAGCGAAGAACACCAGCACCACAGAGAAGGCGACGGACGGCCAGCCAAGGAAAAGCACGACGACAACCCGGGAAGAAGGCUCCGAGGCGCCCUCGUCGGCGACGACGACCUCGGCGCCCUCCUCGGCGACGACGACCUCGGCGCCCUCCUCGGCGACGACGACGACCACGACGCCCGAGGCGUCCUCGACUCCGACGACGACUUCCACGGGCCCCCCGGCGGCGGCCACGACGUCGGGCUUCUACGACGUCUCCAAGGUGCAUGGCGAGGACGGGGGCAUGGGCGCCCUGCCCCCGUGGUGGGUGCUGCACGGCGUGCAGCCGGCAGGCAAGCCCAAGGACAGAGCGCGGCUCCUGGAAGUCCGUGGCCUUCUCGGAGGACGCAGCAGCAGCAGCUCGGCAUCGACGAGGCGGGCAAGGUCGUGAACCAGGCGCGAUUCGACAAGGCCAUGGAGGAGCUCGACACCCCCGUCACCGCGGCCAAGGUGAACACCAGCGUGCCCGCGACGGCGGGCUCCCUCCUCACUGGGGCCGCCUCCCCGUUCGCGGCGGUGGGCAAUGCCACUGCGGCCGCGCUGCCGUCCGCGAUGCAGGCGAACACCAGCGGGCCCGCGACGGUGGGCUCCCUCCUCCCCGGGGCCGCCUCGCCGUUCGCGGCGGUUGGCAACGCCACUGCGACCGCGCUGCCGUCCGCGAUGCAGGGCAGCUACCCCGGCGCUGGAGCGGCGUUCGGCGGCGCCGCCGCAGGGGGGCGCCCGACGGCCCAGUCGCCGCCGAUCGCCACGAACCCAGAGAUGCCGGCCGCGGUGCAGCAGGCGGAGGAGGCCUUGCACAAGAUCGCCCCAGCCCUCGGGGGCGCGGGCGCCAACGGCACGAAUGCCACCGGCCUGCUCGCCCUGAGGAGCCUGGCGCCUUCCCUGCUCCGGACGGGCCUCCCUGAAGUGAGAGCGGCGCCCGACCUCCUCCUCCUCCACGCCGCUGCGCGCCCUGCGGCUCGCACUCAGGCCCCUCCGCAGGCUCGCCCCCCCUUUGGGUGA
Prorocentrum cordatum is the source of this 2271-nucleotide messenger RNA. Lineage: Eukaryota; Dinophyceae; Prorocentrales; Prorocentraceae. The record is from the annotation of a GenBank genome assembly.